This is a messenger RNA of Budorcas taxicolor (takin), 930 nucleotides long. RefSeq names its product short chain dehydrogenase/reductase family 16C member 5 (gene SDR16C5). Bases 1 to 930 code for a protein of 309 amino acids. Gene Ontology annotation, biological process: retinol metabolic process; retinal metabolic process. Gene Ontology annotation, cellular component: lipid droplet. Gene Ontology annotation, molecular function: all-trans-retinol dehydrogenase (NAD+) activity. The record is from RefSeq and is a predicted model, not a curated record. Lineage: Eukaryota; Metazoa; Chordata; Mammalia; Artiodactyla; Bovidae. The transcript is spliced from 6 exons.
AUGGCCCUCAAGCUGAAGUCAGCCAAGAAAUUGUUCAUUUUCUUAGGAAAAUCAGCGUUGGCUCUUGUGGAGGCUGUAAUUUUUGCUAUAAUCCCAAAGCCACGGAAGAAUGUUGCUGGUGAAAUCGUACUUAUAACAGGCGCUGGAAGUGGACUCGGAAGGCUCCUAGCCCUCAAAUUUGCCCAGCUUGGAUCAGUGCUUGUGCUCUGGGAUAUCAAUCAGGAGAGUAAUGAGGAGACCCGCAAGAUGGCUGGGGAAGCUGGAGCCAAGGGGGUCUAUGCCUAUACCUGUGACUGCAGCCGGAAGGAGGAGGUGUACAGACUGGCCAACCAGGUGAAGAAAGAAGUUGGUGAUGUUUCCAUCCUGAUCAACAAUGCCGGAAUCGUAACAGGCAGAAAGUUCAUGGACUGCCCAGAUGAGCUUAUAGAAAAGUCUCUUGAUGUGAAUUUCAAAGCACAUAUAUGGACUUACAAAGCCUUUCUACCUGCUAUGAUUGCUAAUGACCAUGGACAUUUGGUGUGCAUUUCAAGUUCAGCUGGAUUAACUGGAAUAAAUGGACUGGCAGAUUACUGUGCAAGUAAAUUUGCAGCCAAUGGAUUUGCCGAAUCAAUAUUUUUAGAAUCACUUGCCAAGGGACAGAACGGGAUCAAAACCACUAUCGUGUGUCCAUUUUUUAUAAAAACCGGAAUGUUUGACGGAUGUACUACUGGCUGUCCUUCUCUCUUACCGAUUCUGGAGCCAGAAUAUGCAGUCAGGAAGAUAGUAGAUGCUAUCUUGCAAGAAAACAUGUACCUGUAUAUGCCCAAGUUUAUAUACUUCAUGGUGUUUUUAAAAAGCUUCUUGCCCCUCAAGCUGGGGCUGCUUUGGGGUGAGUACUUGGGGGCCUUUAAUGUAAUGGAUGGCUUCACUGGCACCAGGAAGAAAAACUGA